GCAUCCCUGCUCAUUGAUAUGUAGACCAGGCGAAUGCAGCUGCUGGAAGCCUCCUCCGACCGCUCUUUUUUCCCUUCGCCGGCAUCUCUCUGCACCCCCUGCGCCCGCCCCCCUUCGCGUGGAAUCUUUGCCUGAUCCAGUUCGUUUCCCUCCGGUCUCCACAUUUUCCCUUCCAGCCCAUCCACUUCUCCGGAUCAAUGGAUAGUAAGGCUCCAACUCCCUGCUCACACGCCGCUGGCGGACACCCCAGUAACAAGUGAGCGCGCUCCACCCCGCAAACCCCUCCCGCCUCCGCGCGAGCCUCCCUCCGACCGCUCGCUCCCCGAGCAAACACCAACAGCAUCUCCAGCUCGCGCGCGGAUUUUUUCUCUGCAACUUUACCCAGCCGAGGACAUGGAGCCAACCUCCACCUUUUAAUGCACAGCCCAGACGCAGGAUUGCUUUCCACCUUCUCUUGGUCCCUCCUGGAUAUUCUGUUUAUUGAUGGUUCGCCAGCCCCGUGGACAGCUGCCCUCCCUCGUUUUGCUCCCUCUGGUUCCUUGAGUUAGUUUCCCAAGAUUUUACCCGGACUCGGGCUCUCUUGGACCUAAUGGAACUUUUUCCUGCCUCCUUUUGCUGCUGAUUCUGGACGAAGAAAAAGGCUUCGGAGGCUUCGGAGGCGCAGGGGAGGUGGAUAAAGAGGUGGAGGAAGGGGCCGAGGAGGAGGAAGCUGAAGGGGCUCAGCGCGUGUGUGUGCAUGUGUGCACGCGUGUGUGUGCAUGUGUGCACGCGUGUGUGUGCAUGUGUGUGAGCGCCGCCGCUGCCCACGACCCCCGGCCCCGAAGGUGUUGGCUGAAAUAUGGAGAAUAGUCUUGGAUGUGUUUGGGUACCCAAGCUGGCUUUUGUACUCUUCGGAGCUACCCUGCUCAGCGCACAUCUUCAAGUCUCGGGUUUCCAGAUUAAGGCUUUCACAUCACUGCACUUCCUGUCAGAACCUUCUGAUGCUGUCACCAUGCGUGGAGGAAACGUCCUCCUGAACUGCUCCGCUGAGUCUGACCGAGGAAUCCCAGUCAUCACGUGGAAAAAAGAUGGCAUCCACUUAGCCUUGGGGAUGGAUGAAAGGAAGCAGCAACUUCCAAAUGGAUCUCUGCUGAUACAGAACAUACUUCACUCCAGGCACCAUAAGCCAGAUGAGGGACUUUACCAAUGUGAGGCAUCUUUAGGAGAUUCCGGGUCCAUUAUUAGUCGGACAGCAAAAGUUGCAGUGGCAGGACCACUGAGGUUUCUUUCCCAGACAGAAUCUGUCACCGCCUUCAUGGGAGACACAGUGCUACUCAAGUGUGAAGUUAUUGGGGAGCCGAUGCCAACAAUACACUGGCAGAAAAAUCAACAGGACCUGACUCCGACCCUGGGUGAUUCCCGAGUGGUGGUCUUGCCCUCAGGGGCUUUGCAGAUCAGCAGACUUCAAUCAGGGGACAUUGGAAUCUACCGAUGCUUAGCUCGGAAUCCAGCCAGCUCACGAACAGGAAAUGAAGCAGAAGUCAGAAUUUUAUCAGAUCCAGGACUACAUAGGCAGCUAUAUUUUCUGCAAAGACCGUCUAAUGUCAUAGCCAUUGAAGGAAAAGAUGCAGUGCUGGAGUGUUGUGUUUCUGGCUAUCCUCCUCCGAGUUUUACCUGGUUACGAGGAGAGGAAGCCAUCCAACUCAGGUCCAAAAAGUAUUCUUUGUUGGGUGGAAGCAACUUGCUUAUCUCCAAUGUGACAGAUGAUGACAGUGGAACUUACACCUGUGUUGUCACAUAUAAAAAUGAGAAUAUUAGUGCCUCUGCAGAGCUCACCGUCUUGGUUCCGCCAUGGUUCUUAAAUCACCCUUCCAACCUCUAUGCCUAUGAAAGCAUGGACAUCGAGUUUGAGUGUGCCGUCUCUGGAAAGCCGUUGCCCACUGUGAAUUGGAUGAAGAAUGGAGAUGUGGUCAUUCCCAGUGAUUAUUUUCAGAUAGUGGGAGGAAGCAACUUACGGAUCCUUGGAGUGGUAAAGUCGGAUGAAGGCUUUUAUCAAUGUGUGGCUGAAAAUGAGGCUGGAAACUCCCAGACCAGUGCACAACUCAUUGUCCCUAAGCCUGCUUUUCCAAGCUCCAGUGUCCCUUCUGCUCCCAGAGAUGUGGUCCCUGUCUUGGUUUCCAGUCGGUUUGUCCGUCUCAGCUGGCGCCCACCUGCAGAAGCAAAAGGGAACAUUCAAACCUUCACUGUCUUUUUCUCCAGAGAAGGUGACAACAGGGAGCGAGCAUUGAACACUUCCCAGCCUGGGUCCCUUCAGUUUACUGUGGGAAACCUGAAGCCAGAAGCCAUGUACACCUUCCGCGUCGUGGCCUACAAUGAGUGGGGGCCUGGGGAGAGUUCUCAACCCAUCAAAGUGGCCACUCAGCCUGAGUUGCAAGUUCCAGGGCCAGUAGAAAACCUGCAAGCUGUGUCUACCUCACCUACCUCAAUUCUUAUUACGUGGGAAGCCCCUGCCUAUGCAAAUGGACCAGUUCAAGGUUACAGAUUGUUCUGCACUGAAGUGUCCACUGGAAAGGAACAGAAUAUAGAAGUUGAUGGACUGUCUUAUAAACUGGAAGGCCUGAAAAAAUUCACGGAAUAUACUCUUCGAUUCUUAGCUUAUAAUCGCUAUGGGCCGGGAGUGUCUACUGACGAUAUAACAGUGGUUACACUUUCUGAUGUGCCUAGUGCCCCGCCUCAGAACGUCUCCCUGGAAGUGGUGAAUUCAAGGAGUAUCAAAGUAAGCUGGUUGCCUCCUCCAUCAGGAACACAAAAUGGAUUUAUUACUGGCUAUAAAAUUCGGCAUAGAAAGACAACCCGAAGGGGUGAGAUGGAAACACUGGAACCAAACAACCUCUGGUACCUGUUCACAGGACUGGAGAAAGGAAGUCAGUACAGUUUUCAAGUGUCAGCCAUGACGGUCAACGGCACUGGACCACCUUCCAACUGGUACACAGCAGAGACCCCGGAGAAUGAUCUAGAUGAAUCUCAAGUCCCUGACCAGCCAAGUUCCCUUCAUGUGAGGCCCCAGACCAACUGCAUCAUCAUGAGCUGGACUCCUCCCUUGAACCCAAAUAUUGUGGUCCGAGGUUACAUAAUUGGUUACGGCGUUGGGAGCCCUUAUGCAGAGACAGUGCGCGUGGACAGUAAGCAGCGCUACUAUUCCAUUGAGAGGUUAGAGUCAAGUUCCCAUUAUGUAAUCUCCCUAAAAGCUUUUAACAAUGCAGGAGAAGGAGUUCCUCUAUAUGAGAGUGCCACCACCAGAUCUAUAACAGACCCCACUGACCCAGUUGAUUAUUAUCCUUUGCUUGAUGAUUUCCCCACCUCUGUCCCAGAUGUCUCCACCCCCAUGCUCCCACCAGUAGGUGUACAGGCUGUGGCUCUUACCCACGAUGCUGUGAGGGUCAGCUGGGCAGACAACUCUGUCCCUAAGAACCAAAAAACGUCUGAAGUGCGACUUUACACUGUCCGGUGGAGGACCAGCUUUUCUGCGAAUGCAAAAUACAAGUCAGAAGAUACAACAUCUCUGAGUUACACUGCAACGGGCCUCAAACCAAACACAAUGUAUGAGUUCUCGGUCAUGGUAACAAAAAACAGAAGAUCUAGCACGUGGAGCAUGACAGCACAUGCCACCACAUAUGAAGCAGCCCCAACCUCUGCUCCCAAGGACCUGACAGUCAUUACUCGCGAAGGGAAGCCUCGAGCUGUCAUUGUCAGCUGGCAGCCCCCCUUGGAAGCCAAUGGGAAAAUUACAGCUUACAUCUUGUUUUAUACCUUGGACAAGAACAUACCAAUUGAUGACUGGAUUAUGGAAACAAUCAGCGGUGAUCGCCUUACUCAUCAAAUCAUGGAUCUCAACCUUGACACUAUGUAUUAUUUUCGAAUCCAAGCACGGAAUUCAAAAGGGGUGGGCCCCCUCUCAGAUCCCAUUCUCUUCAGGACUCUAAAAGUGGAACAUCCUGACAAAAUGGCUAACGACCAAGGUCGUCAUGGAGAUGGAGGUUAUUGGCCAGUGGAUACUAACUUGAUUGACAGAAGCACUCUUAAUGAACCACCCAUUGGCCAGAUGCACCCCCCACAUGGCAGCGUAACCCCUCAGAAGAACGGCAGCCUGCUUGUGAUUAUCGUGGUGACCAUUGGCAUAAUCACAGUGCUGGUGGUGGUGGUCGUGGCUGUGAUUUGCACCCGGCGCUCUUCAGCCCAGCAGAGAAAGAAACGGGCCACCCACAGUGUUGGCAAAAGGAAGGGCAGCCAGAAGGACCUCCGGCCCCCUGAUCUUUGGAUCCAUCAUGAAGAAAUGGAGAUGAAAAAUAUUGAGAAGCCAUCAGGCACCGACCCUGCAGGAAGGGACUCCCCCAUCCAAAGUUGUCAAGACCUCACACCAGUCAGUCACAGCCAGUCAGAAACCCAGAUGGGGAGCAAAAGCACCUCUCAUUCAGGUCAAGACACUGAAGAGGCAGGGAGCUCCAUGUCCACCCUGGAGAGGUCACUGGCCGCACGCCGAGCCACCCGGGCCAAGCUCAUGAUUCCUAUGGAGGCUCAGUCCAGCAAUCCUGCUGUGGUGAGUGCCAUCCCAGUGCCAACCCUGGAAAGUGCCCAGUACCCAGGAAUCCUUCCAUCUCCCACAUGUGGCUACCCCCACCCACAGUUUACCCUCCGGCCUGUGCCAUUCCCAACUUUGUCAGUGGAUCGAGGCUUCGGAGCAGGAAAAUCGGUGAGCGAAGGACCAACCACACAACAGCCAUCCAUAAUGCCCCCAACCCAGUCUGAACAUCCCAGCAGCGAGGAGGCACCAAGCAGAACCAUCCCCACGGCCUGUGUUCGACCAACUCAUCCACUCCGCAGCUUUGCCAACCCUUUGCUACCUCCACCAAUGAGUGCAAUAGAACCGAAAGUCCCUUACACACCACUUCUGUCUCAGCCAGGGCCUACUCUUCCCAAGACUCAUGUUAAAACAGCCUCUCUUGGGUUAGCUGGAAAGGCAAGAUCCCCUCUGCUUCCUGUUUCUGUGCCAACAGCCCCCGAAGUGUCUGAGGAGAGCCAUAAACCAACGGAGGAUCCAGCCAACGUGUACGAACAGGAUGAUUUGAGUGAACAAAUGGCAAGUUUGGAAGGGCUAAUGAAGCAACUUAAUGCCAUCACAGGCUCGGCCUUUUAACACAUAUUGCUGAAUUGAUGAGGUGAAUUUUCCGGGAACUUUGCAGCAUACCAAUUACCCAUAAACAGCACACCUGUGUCCAAGAAUGCACCCAGUGUACAGGUUAACCACUAGGACCACCCAGUUAUGGAAGAUCCUGAAGCAGUUCAGAAAGAAUAAGCAUCCCUUCUUUCAUAGGCAUCAGGAAUUUUUAAAUGAUAACUUUGGGGUCCCUAAACAACAGCAAAGAUACAUCUUCACUGCAAUGUCAAAGCAGAAGCUGCUCGAUUAGUCCUGGGACUUUGCCAUCACAGUAACCACACCAUCCUAACUGAGGCUUCUGUUUUCCUCCAUCAAGACCCUUUUUUUUUUUUUUUUUAACGUGUAGCUCUAGUCUUACAAAAUGCAAGUGCAUUACUUAAGCCUGUACCAUGCCAUGGCAGAUCAGUGCAAGCUCACCAUUAUGUUUUCAACUUUAAAGUACAAAGCACCUAUGGGAAUACUCUUACAACACAGCACCAAAGGAUUGGGUGUUUUCCUGACAGCACAAAAAGUAAAUCAGUAUACAAACAAAAGGCAGCGAAGGCUGAUGUUUUGUAACUCAGUCAUUCAUCUCACCCAAGUGGUGGAUAUUAGCAAGUGGCUGUAAAAUUCACCCAUUUUAGCAAGUAUUUGUAAAUCCACCCUCAGUUACUAUAUAUGUUUGGAAAAUUGGAACAUAAAUAUCUGCAAUGAAUGGCACGUAGCCAGCAGCACUUCCUUUCCUAAGAGAAGACACAACGUACAGUCUUCUCAGAUACACAGUAAUUACGUGUUUAUGCUUGUGAGGGGACGCGUUUCCAUUUGGGUGGCUUUGUGCCAUACCACACUGUGAUGACCUUUCAAAGCUUCACCUAGGCCAUGGUCUUCCGGAGUCUGGCAGGAGAGAUCUGUGUCCCUUCCUGUGUUCUGCUUGACAACAGCGUUAGAUCAGUUGGAUCAGGUGGCCACCAUGCAGGGAGCCUCCUGACCAUCUCUGUAACCCACUGGGGAAACAGCAGACUCCCUAAGAACAGGCCCUGAGGAAGGGAAGGGAAAUGGAAGGCAGUUUCUAGCCGUACCUUCUCUUGAGUGAUGCCACUUUCACGACCAGGGUCCUCCCCGACUCAGAGCAGGCAGCAUUGGGAAGUGGCAGCCACCAGGGUCUGCAGUGAAGGGACCCUUCUACACCAUGCCUACCCAGAGUCAGGAGCAAGCGGGGAGGUGCCACUUUGCACUCUGACAUACCACAAGUCAAGCUUUUCAAAGCCCCGUCUUCAUUGUGAGCUAAAAUUUUAAACUUCUAAUUGCCAUGUUUAUCUCCAGCUUGGAACUAGGUGAAGUUAAGAACAUUUUGUGUGCACCCUUUUAGUUUCAGAUUCUCAGCUGCAUUUGGAGUUAAUCCCUGUUUAUGCAGCUGAAUUGCCAAAAGGGAGCUAGUUUGCAUAUUUAUCAGUUAGGUGACUUGAAACCCCAAUAAGAGAGUUUCAGCUGAAUUAUUCCUUUCAGCUCUGCCUUUGAUUUCAAGCUUGAGUAGGUCAUAAUUUUAAAAGAGCAUGGAAGGGAUAGGAUCUUUACAACCUAAUAGCUCCUUUUAUUAGGUGGGUAAUUAUAUAUGAAUCCCCGAAUGAAAUAUUUUGAGCAAAACGGCACUGUAACAGAAGUAAUAAUUCAGAUUAUUUUUUUACAGUUUUAUGUCGGGAAGGAAAUCUGAUGUCAAAGAGAGGGCUUGUUCAAAUGGUUCAUUAGAAAGUUCGGUCCAUUUGUGAAAUUGUUCCUUCAACAAGAGUGCUUAUUCAAUUUUCUGAUUUUCUUAAAGUCCAUCUGUGGAGCUAUGCAACAUUAUUCUAUGGGGCAGAUUACUUUUGUUCAACAUCUGGGCAACUUAAGACAACCCUCCACUGACCUAGAACAGGCAUUUCUUAACAUAAUAUUGAAUCUUGGCAGGAAAAAUCCAAAACUUCAGGAAAGAAAAUGUUCAUUCUGCUAGGCUUAUCUUCAGGAGGUCCUAGAAUGAAUAGUCUCCCUUUUCUGAUACUCACAAACAAGGGACAUUCUCUGAAAAAGGCAUUUUUCAUUUAAGAAAGAUCACCCUGAACAUAUAGCCUGGAAUGGGUUUGUCAUUCUGAACUGUGAUUGCAUCACAGUUUCAAUCUAUAGUAGACCGUAUUUGGAAAACCAAGGUAACUCACAUAUUUCCCAAAUGUCUAGAUUCCACUAGUCAAAGUCAAUGACCUUAAGAAAUCAAAACCAUUAAAAGUACAUGAAAAUAUAUCUUAUUUGUUUUCAGUGGAAGGUAUCUUUCUGCUGCAUUCUCUUGAAACUUUCUUCAUUAAACAAACAUAAUGGCUUAUUGUAGUAACUGGCCAUGCUAAUACAUCUUAGCUCCAUGCUUUGAAUAUACAGUAGAAUGCAUUUAAAUUCUCUAAAUAACCUCUUGUAACUCACCUAGAGGUUUUAAUAUGCAAUGCCUUUAGCACAACUUCUGUACAACUCUGCUCCCCCUUCUCUCAGAUGGUUCACAUAUGUGUAAAACUGCCUGCCUAAGUUUUCAGGUAACUUUUUAAUUUCCCAGUCUCCUGAUCUCUUGACAAGAAUAAACCUAUGAAUAUGGCAAGAUAGCCUGUACAUUGCUCCUAGCCUGAGUGUAAUUCAUAAUGUAUAGGGCUCUUUAAGCUCAUAAAUCUCUCCAGAUCCCAUAAGGCAAUGUUGACAACCAACCAGCAGCCCUGCCACCAGGACUCAUUUCUCCCUGAAAAAGAAGAAAAUAAAACUUGGCAGGGCAUGCUCAGGCUUCCCCUGCAUCACGCUGAACUGUCAAGCAUGUAGGAGCUUCUUGAAAAAGUUUGUUUUCCUUUUGCAUUUCAUUCUGAUAAGAAAGCUAUUUUCUUUCCUCUAGAAAAGUCCUGCAUUUGUUUAACUCGCAAAAAUGAGGAUAGCUCAAACUGCAGAAAGCACAUUUAGAUGCUGCUCUAGUCAAAAGUUAAAUAUUUCUUAGUGAUUCAUUUUCCACAAAAAAAAAAAAAAAACAGUCAGAGCUACCUCUUUAUAGAAAAGAGCUGUAAACCUCUAGAAUAUUUAAAGAAUGGAACUUUACAUUUGGGUAUUAUAAAAUGCACAGACAACUAAACAAUCUAAAAAAAAAAAAACACAAAACAAAGAUACAAGAGGUGAAUUUAUUAUGGCUUCUGGUCAGGAAUCAGACAUGGCAUUACUCUCUUCAAAAUUAAACCUGCUGCAGAUGAGGUGUAUCUACACUUCCCUGCUUUGGUAAGAGCUGCACAAGGAGUUGCCUAACACAAGGGUCUUAUUCCAGAACUAUAAAGAUCAGUGCUCAUUGGCUUUUCCAGUAAAGAACUUCUCAAUGCACACAAGUCUUCUGGAGGUUACUUAUUGUUUUCCAACAGACACAUCUGUCUUUACAUCUUGAAGUCCUCUCCAAAUUUAAAACAAUGUCUAAGACAUGGCAACUGACCUGUCAUUCCAACAAAAAGGGACACCUCAAAAGCACUUCCCAUUUAGAUAAAAUUAUAUCCCAGACUCAUAUUUCUUGCAGUUUCCUUAGAAUGUUCAUGGCCAGUCCAUGAGAGAAAGAAAAGUAGAAAAAUCCCCUAGUCUUAGUUGUGUUUAAAAACAAAAUGGUCUGAACUAUCUAAUAAUGUGGGGCAAAGUGGUUUUCUCUCCCUCACCCAGUUUACUUCAUACAACUAGACCUUCCUGAAAGGCAGAAGUUAGUAUCCUAGGCUGUAACCAGCCACACAAUAACACAAUACAGAGCUCACAACAUCCCAGCACGGCAGAAGCAGUCCUAACAGUCAAAUCCAUACACUCCCUGUUUUUAAAGUCACUUUGGAAAGCAACAGCUUACCCAUAAUUUUUAUUUCACCAGUGACUUUCAAAAGUCACUCUAAUAUUAUAUAGGAAAGCUCUUCAGCUGAUUCCAGUGUUUUAAAUUAAAUUGGAUACUGUGGAAAAUCAUAGGUAGAUGUUUUGUAUGGUAUUCUAUUCCAACAAAAAAUAUACAGAUACAUCCCCCAAUGUACCUUGCUAUCCAAUACCUAUAUCCUUAAGGAAAUGCUUGAGAAAGGAAAUUUCUGAAAAGAAAUGCCUGAGUCUUUUCUGGUCAGUGAGGAUAUAUAGAAGACCAAGUACCAUGCCCGAAUCAACGGAUAUUACUUCUGGGCUCUCCAAGCCACUCUCAGAUAAUGUUUGCUCCAUGGACUUCUAGUUGCACUCUCUGAAGGAUUUCUUCUCCUGCUCUCAGUAGAGAGCCUUUGUAUAUUAUCAUCCUGUGAUUUUUUUGUUGAUUGGAGAGCAACAGCAAAACUCUACAAAAUGUCAUAAACACAGACUCAUGGACCAAGGGAUCUAUCUCACUGUGUGCUGAAAGUGUAUUUUCAGAUGCAAGAAAGAAAGGAAUGUUAGGAAGGAGGAGAAAUAGUGUUUUUUAUUAUUGUAGGGUAACCCUGACAAUUCUGACCUUUGUGAAUUGUCAGCUUGUU
Molecule: messenger RNA, 9672 nt
Organism: Talpa occidentalis (Iberian mole)
Lineage: Eukaryota; Metazoa; Chordata; Mammalia; Eulipotyphla; Talpidae
Gene: DCC
Product: DCC netrin 1 receptor
Exons: 29
Coding region: 839-5173 (1444 amino acids)
Biological process (GO): cell-cell adhesion
Cellular component (GO): membrane
Molecular function (GO): protein binding
Source: RefSeq, a predicted model, not a curated record